AUGGGCCAGGAUUAUUACUCUGUGCUCCAGAUCACUCACAAUGCAGAGGAUGCCCAGAUCAAGAAGGCCUUUCCUAGCAAUGAAGUGGGGACAAAGGAACUAUUUGAACUUUAUCCUGAAUAUUAUGGAGAACCAAAGGAUUCGGCGUGCGAGGCGCUGGGCACCGGCGGAGCGGCCAGCGGGCGGCUGCCCGGGGCAGGCGGGGCCCGGAGGGCGGCUCGGGAGGUCCGCAGCCCUGCGGGAGCGAGGGAGAAACUAAAGAGGAAGCGCAGAACCCUGGGCACGCCCACAGGAAGGCGAGGUGGCACUGCGACCCCGUCUAACUGGGACCUGAGAGUUACACAGAGAGGUGACUUAAUCAUUGGAGACUUCAACAGAACGUGUCAGUUUGAGCAAUCAGGAAAAAGUUACCGGAAGCUUGCCCUUAAGAACCACCCUUUGAAAUCAAGUGACCCUGCAGCUAAAGAGACCUUCAAACAAAUAGCAGAGGCCUAUGAUGUGCUGAGUGACCCUGUGAAGAGAGCCAUCUAUGACAAGUUCGGAGAAGAAGGCCUGAAGGGCGGGAUUCCCCUGGAGUUUGGAUCCCAGGCCCCGUGGACAACUGGCUACGUCUUCCACGGCAACCCUGCUAAGGUGUUCCAUGAGUUCUUCGGGGGAGACAACCCCUUCAGUGAAUUUUUUGAUGCAGAUGAAGUGGAUUUAAAUUUUGGGGGGCUCCGAGGCCGAGGGGUCAAGAAGCAGGAUCCCCCCAUUGAACGGGACCUCUAUUUGUCCUUGGAGGACUUAUUCUUUGGCUGCACUAAAAAAAUUAAGAUCUCCCGAAGAGUGCUAAAUGAGGAUGGGUACUCCUCUACCAUCAAGGACAAGAUCUUGACGAUCGACGUGAAGUGUGGUUGGAGGCAGGGCACACGCAUCACCUUUGAGAAGGAAGGGGACCAGGGCCCCAACAUCAUCCCAGCCGACAUCAUCUUCAUCGUGAAGGAGAAGCUCCACUCUCGCUUCCGCAGGGAGAACGACAACCUCCUCUUUGUGUAUCCCAUCCCUCUGGGCAAGGCCCUCACCUGCUGCACUGUGGAGGUGAAGACUCUAGAUGACCGUCUACUCAACAUCCCCAUCAAUGACAUUGUCCAUCCCAAGUACUUCAAGAAGGUGCCAGAGGAGGGGAUGCCUUUGCCCGAGGACCCCACCAAGAAGGGGGACCUCUUCAUCUUCUUUGACAUCCAGUUCCCCACCCGCCUCACACCUCAAAAGAAGCAGAUGCUGCGUCAGGCACUGCUGACCUGACGUGGGGGGCUGGAGUGGUGGAGGAGAGGGCUCCGGGCCUGACCCGCCGGCCCCACAGUGCAGGGCUGAGGAGAGGGAGGAGGGCUGGGAAGCUAAGCUGACAUAAUAAAGAUUUAUUAUCCUCCAUUUUCACCCUG
Molecule: messenger RNA, 1421 nt
Organism: Marmota flaviventris (yellow-bellied marmot)
Lineage: Eukaryota; Metazoa; Chordata; Mammalia; Rodentia; Sciuridae
Gene: Dnajb13
Product: DnaJ heat shock protein family (Hsp40) member B13
Cellular component (GO): cytosol
Molecular function (GO): protein-folding chaperone binding
Source: RefSeq, a predicted model, not a curated record